Staurois parvus is the source of this 392-nucleotide messenger RNA. The record is from the annotation of a GenBank genome assembly. NCBI's taxonomy places the organism in Eukaryota, Metazoa, Chordata, Amphibia, Anura, Ranidae.
AUGUACACACACACAGACACAUGUAUACACACACACACACACAGACACACAGACACAUGUACACACAGACAUACAUGUACAUACACACAGACACACGUACAAGUGUACAUGCGCACACACACACCCAUAAAAAGUUGCAGUACUUCAUUGUUCACUCACAUAUCCGGGUACUGCACUCUAGGGGGAGGCAGAGAGCACAGCACACACUCCUUCCUUUGCUUUCACUGCACUCAGCUAUUGAGCAGUCUGAUGGCUCCCAGUGCCAAUGACAGAUCCGGCCUAAGCUCCCAGCCUGCUCAGCAAGACGGCCCUGGGGGACACACUCACCCCACCAUAAUUUCCACUCGCCAUUGGUGAGUAGGCGAGUGGAAAUUCCAAGCCCUGUGCUAAUG